Molecule: messenger RNA, 1084 nt
Organism: Mugil cephalus (flathead mullet)
Lineage: Eukaryota; Metazoa; Chordata; Actinopteri; Mugiliformes; Mugilidae
Product: 1-phosphatidylinositol phosphodiesterase-like
Exons: 3
Coding region: 109-1005 (298 amino acids)
Biological process (GO): lipid metabolic process
Molecular function (GO): phosphoric diester hydrolase activity
Source: RefSeq, a predicted model, not a curated record
CUGAUAACCAAACAAUAUAAAUUUAGGAUUUUCUGUUGCACUGCUCACAUUCAGACCACUGCAGUGGUGAAAUUGUCCUGGCUUGAAGAUUGUCACAGUUCUGCAAGAAUGAGGGCUGGUCGGUGUCUGCUUUUCCACUGUCUUCUGCUGUCCGUCACCUCGCUGUGCCGCGGCGAAGACCUGUGUUUCAACGACAAUGACGACGUCGUGAUGCCGGCGUCCUACAACAUUCCAUGGAUGGCAGACGUCCAGGACUUCCGCACCCUCUCCCUCGUCACCAUCCCGGGCACUCACGACACCAUGGCUCUGUACGGAGGCCCGGAGCUAGAAUGCCAGUCCAUGACCCUGAUGAACCAGCUGAGGGCCGGGAUCCGUUUCCUGGAUCUCAAAGUGUUCGGGCUUGGUAACACCCUCUACGUCAUGCAUGGCGUGAUAUACCAGCACAGCACUUUGAAAGACGUUGUGGACACUGUCAGAGCCUUCCUGGCAGAGUUUAAGAGCGAGGCCGUGCUCAUUAGAGUGCAACCAGAGUCGUUUGAGAAGAGCACGGUCAAUGAGAUGGUGCAGAGUCUGAUUGGCGGCGACCAGAAUGUGUGGGUGAACUCUGGCAUGCCGAACAUGGGUCAGGUCAGGGGGAAAAUUGUCUUUGUGCAGAGAAGCACCUUCACACUGGGAAUUCCCUUCAUCGACACCAAUUUGAGCGGCAACAAUGAGGUUAGCAACAUUCAAAACAAAGACAACAGUAUAAUCAAACAGCUGAACCGAGCCACUGAGGCCUGUGGAGGUGACAACGCUGUUGUGACCUUCACGAGCGGCACUGGCUUCGGUACUUUCUGGGGAAUGUUUCUGACUCCAAAGAGAGUGGCUGAGAGGGUGAACCCCUGGCUCAACCAGUACCUGAGGCAGUUUUUCCCCAAUCAGCCCAGACCGUGCUUUGGUGUCAUCGCCAUGGACUUCCCUGGCUUUGACCUCAUUCAGACUGUCAUCAGUUUGAACUGGUGGUAGCAGCUGAUCCUCUCCUCACCAAUGUCGACUGUAACAGCAUUUGACUUGAUGACAGAAAUAAAUUUGGUCUCCUCUUUAA